CUCCCUCUCCACGCCGCCCUACUCCAAGCGUCGUCGUUGCUCAGCGUCCCGCCUCGAGGAUAUCGAUGCCCCGCCCCCGCGCCGCAACUGCAAGCCGCCCUCGUUGUUGCACCCGCGCCGCCCACACCCGAACGACCUUGACCCGCACACGCAAGGCCGUCGGGGGACCAAGGCUCCGGCCAGCGUCGCCUGCGGAUCGCGUGGAUUCUUACGUGUUCGCCUCGGCGGGGCCUGCCAAGGGCUACGACGACGAGAAAGAUCUGUGCUGGGGUCAGCCGCUCCGCCUCCGCGCUAGCCAUCUUCGCCCCGUCAGCUCGGCCUUUAUGCGGGAUCUCUCUGUGUCCGCCUCCGCGUCAGGGCACACCACGCGCAUCGCCUCAGCGGUGGGCCGCGCUAUUUUCUCAACAUCGUCGCGGCACCAGCAGAGGACAACUACUCUAACGUGGAGGUGCACGUGUGCCUGCUCGCCACUGCUGCUCGAACGAGCUCCAUCUUCCUCCGUCAACCCUGUUGUUGUUUCGCCCCACCACGCCACGCAGGACGCUACUGAAGAUGAGACCCAAUUAGCGGCGUUGAAGCGGCUGUCGAGGACCCGUCCCCAUCUUGAACGUGAUGACGAUUUGACAUUCAUAGCGUUUCAGCAAUGAUUUGACAAAAUUGUUGAACCUGCAAAAAAGGAGACCGCAAAAGGAAAGAAAGAGGAUCAUUACUCGUCAAAUAAAAGCAAGGACAAAAAGGUUUCCAAUUAUUUUUCUGAUGGUACUCUAUUUAAAUAAAUGCUACAAUGCAUCCUAGAAUAUCAAUUGUUACAGUAAUUUCCACACAUAAAAGAUAUCAGGUUGGACAGCGUCA
This is a messenger RNA of Zea mays, 852 nucleotides long. RefSeq lists its product as uncharacterized. The transcript has a single exon. Bases 66 to 647 code for a protein of 193 amino acids. NCBI's taxonomy places the organism in Eukaryota, Viridiplantae, Streptophyta, Magnoliopsida, Poales, Poaceae. The record is from RefSeq and is a predicted model, not a curated record.